GAAAGCCAGGCCAAAGAUGACUCGCUCCACCUUCAUCAAGAUAACGUUGCUCGGCUUAUUGGAUACUGCAUCUUCUUGCCUAGGCUUGAGAAUGUGAAAAUCAGAUCUCUCCACAGCCAAGCUAAGGUGGCUGGGACCAUAGCAACAGUCGCAGGAGCAAUGGUCAUGACACUAAUGAAAGGUCCGUUGCUUGAGUUCUUUUGGAUAAAAGGAAGAGCUUAUCAUGAAAACGGAACUAGUGGGGUUGAUCUCCAUAACUCAAUCAAGGGUGCAGUUAUGAUCACCAUUGGGGAAUGUUCUGGUCAGGACUAG
Molecule: messenger RNA, 312 nt
Organism: Dovyalis caffra
Lineage: Eukaryota; Viridiplantae; Streptophyta; Magnoliopsida; Malpighiales; Salicaceae
Source: the annotation of a GenBank genome assembly